Equus caballus (horse) is the source of this 3992-nucleotide messenger RNA. Lineage: Eukaryota; Metazoa; Chordata; Mammalia; Perissodactyla; Equidae. The record is from RefSeq and is a predicted model, not a curated record.
UCUGCAGCCGGCGUCCCGCGUUGCCCUUGGCAACUGUGGAGCGGCGUCUCGCUCUCCUCUGACCCCGCGAUGACACAGUAAACAGAGCCUCCAUUGGCUGGUCGGGGCAGGCAAGCCAAUCAGAGAAGAGGUUGUAGGGAGGCGGCUGAGCGGGGUUUUGGGGGUAGGAACCUAGGGUUAGAGGCAACCGGUGAGGCUAGAACCCCGAGCGUGGUCGGUUGGAGCAAAUAUGUCUGUCCGGAGGCACAUUGGGAAUCCUGAGUAUCUGACCCGAAGGAUACCACAAAACCCAAAGUAUCAGCAUGUCAAGUCAAGACUGGACACUGUGAGCAAUUCAGUUAUUCACAAGGAAUCAAGAUUUUCAUGGUAUCUCCUGUCGUCACCCAAAUCACCUUCUACUGAGUUCUUCAAAGACUGAUAUCUCCUUCCUGGGUGCCUGAGUGUAUCUUACCAGCUCCCCAGCAUUGCAGCCUGUGCCAUGAAUGGAUUAUGCUUCUGAUGAAAUCCCUGACGGCGUUUUGUUCAGUCUCCACCGCAGGGUUCUUGCGUAUUCUCAAGCACCCUCUCUGGGUUUCUGUUCUGCAGCACUGCAGGCUGGUUAAGGGACACAUUCCAAACACAGGGCUCUCCCUUUGUAACAGUAUGACUAAAUACAUUGAGAAGCUAGAAGAGAUCAAAAAAAAUUAUAGAUACAAAAAAGAUGAACUUUUCAAGAGACUGAAAGUUACAACUUUUGCCCAGUUGGUCAUCCAAGUUGCUUCCCUAUCUGAUCAAACACUGGAAGUGACAGCUGAGGAGAUUCAAAGGCUAGAAGACAACGAUUCUGCAGCUUCAGACCCUGAUGCUGAAAUCGCAGUCAGGACCAACGGGAAAGGGAGCCCCGGGGAGCAGUCACUGAGCCCAGUCCAGUUCAUACAUAGUGCGGGAGCGGGGGACUCUAGUCGCUCGACUCUUCAGAGCGUCAUCAGUGGUGUUGGGGAACUGGAUGUAGACAAAGGGCUAGUGAAGAAAGCAGAGCCCAACACCAAAGACAAACCUUAUCCCGACUGCCCCUUCCUGCUGCUAGAUGUGCGAGAUAGAGAUUCUUACCAGCAGUGCCACAUUGUUGGAGCUUACAGUUACCCAAUUGCAACUCUGUCUAGAACAAUGAACCCUUAUUCAAAUGAUAUUCUUGAAUAUAAAAAUGCCCACGGCAAGAUCAUUAUUCUGUACGACGAUGACGAGAGGCUGGCCAGCCAGGCAGCCACCACCAUGUGCGAGCGGGGAUUUGAAAACCUCUUCAUGCUUUCUGGAGGUCUAAAAGUCUUAGCUCAGAAAUUCCCCGAAGGACUGAUUACGGGUUCCCUGCCAGCAUCCUGCCAGCAGGCCCUUCCUCCUGGUUCUGCCCGGAAACGAGCCAGCCCCAAAGUACCGCCUCUCCCAGCUGAGAAUAAAUGGAGAUUUACCCCAGAAGACCUAAGAAAGAUAGAGUACUACCUAGAAGAGGACCAGGGUCCUGCAGACAAUCCUAGCCGGCUGAGCCAAGCUAAUGCCUCCGGAAGAGACUCCAAGGUUCCAGGCCCCCGGAGCACCCGCAGCGGUCAGAAUCUGCCCACAGGGGGCCCUGCCGGCCACCUGAACCCCCGCUCUCUGGGCUCUGGCCACCUGCAAGGCAAACCCUGGAAGUAAAGACUUCGUCUGUCUUAGUCAAAUAAAUGUUUUCUCUCCUUCCGGAACCCCUGAGCAGUGCCCAAGUUGGUCAUUUUCAGACACUGCCGCAGAGGAGAGACCAUGACCUGUGUGAUAGGCCCUCUUCCCUUCUCCAGCUCCUCUCCCACAUCCAACUCGGGAAGGAUUUUUACAAAAACCAGAGGCAUGACAGGCUCUGGUGUCCUCCCUGUUGUUUACAGAAUAUGUAAUCUCGGAAACUGACUAGGCAAAAAGAGUCUCAUUUUUUUAGGCUAUUUUUUUUAAUAAGGUCCAGCUUGUUUUGAUCUAUAGCCUGUGUUUUGUAAAUACCUCAGUUAUAUCUGGUGUGUUCUUCCCAACCAGUUCUUUUUCACUCACUGUGCUUGGUUUCCUGAAGGUUCUCCAGGUAGGCUGUGCAGCCUGAGAAGCCGUGGGUGGGGAUGAUUCUUAGCUUUCAGCCGCCCCCAGGCUCCCCACCUGUGGUGAGCCCACUGGCUGAGGAGCGCACGCUGCAGGCGGCUCUGUUGUGAAUGUGGAGGCCGGUACCUGUGAGCAUUGCUCAAUUUCUAAGAUUUAGCAGAGCAGCUCCCACACUCCCUGAAUGUUCCUCCUCACUCUGUUUUCCUGGAGCCAGCACAGGUGGUAAUGUGUGCUCAGCUGCCUUCUGUCAGGGCGCGGGGCCCCUUGCAGGAGAGCACCGUCCAUUAUGGAGGGCUGCGUGGAGAGCCGUUGAAGCCUCCCAGAGCUGCUCCUCAUUUGUGGUUGGUUUAUCAGUUGUAAAUUUCCGUUACCCACCUCGGGUCCAUCUGUGUUAGACGGGUAGAAAUUAUGGCCACUUGAAAACAUCGGCUUCCGUGGGGCCACCACGGGCACACAAGGUGAGGACGACUCCAUGGUCCUUUGUCAGAGCUGACAGCCCCUUAAGCCCUUGCUUAAAAAUACAGUAUUAGUCUAAUUGAGUAAUUAGUGCAAUUUCCUGCUUACUUUUCAUUCUCAUGACUGAGCUGUGAUUAGGAGGUUGUGAUUAUAGAUUCUGGUUUGGGCCAGAAUUUUGAAUCAGCAUUAAUUGAAUUGCUAGAUGACUGACAUUCAUUCCAUUUAAUUGGGGGAACAAAGACCUCAGGUAGGGAUGAGGAACUCUGAAAUCAUCAGGAAAAGGAAAAGAGCCUUGUUAAUUUUUAUAGUCUGUGAUCUGUAGCUGUGAUAAGGGACUAAGGAAUAAAUUGUGCUCUUUGUCAUGGCAACCAGCUUCUGAAAAGCCAACUGAAAAUUGCCUGUCCUUAGGUGGUUACUGCUGCCGGGUAAGAUUUGCCUUAAUGGGACUAUUUUCUCACCACCAAAAAAAAAAAAAAGUGCCACAGUAUUUCUAGCAUGGGGGGCUGUGUUUGUAAGAGAAAUAAAGGUAAUAAAUAUCUCAUAGAGACGUAUGGAAAAAUAACUUUCAGAUUCAGCCCAGUCCUGUUUUAGUGUGUUUAUCCUUCUCUACUUGAUUUCCAAAGUGCAACGUUUUCCGAUGCUUUAGAAAUCAGACUAACCAGGGACAUUGUUCAGAUGUCAAGCCGUGCCCAAUUUUCCACAAGAUUCAAGAAUCUUGUAUAAAAUUCAGCCAACGUACACAUAGCUUUAAUGAGGAGCCUGUCAUGUUUCUCCAUAAAUUUAUUGCCUGAGAACUUAGUUCAGCCUUUUGCUAAUGCCAAAAUGCUCUGGCUCUUUAUUUUCCUUACAGCAUAGAUUUUAAAAAAUGCAAAUUUUUCCACACUCGAUUUUCCCCUAGCAUGGACAUGAUUUUCAGCCAUUUUUGACACAUAUACAUUUCUAAGGAGAAAAUAUUUUUCUCUCUAACAAAGUUCUGAUUAUGCCAUUUUUAAGUUGACUAGUCAGGAGUUUAGAUGUGCCCGCUCGAUUCUGUUUUGAAAGUAAAUGGUAGUCCCCCUUUGUUCCUAUUCUGCAUUCCUAUCACCAAACAACGCUAGAGUGUUAGAAACUCCUGUGUAUAUAUGGAAAGUCACUUUAGCCAAACCUAUUAGAACUGCUGUGCGUUUAGCUGAGAGAUCUGGCAGGUUGAAUAUAUUUAUAUGUGUUUCUCCAUAGUGCUUUGCCUUAUUGGUAAGAAUUUUAAAUAACGACCCCUCAAAGACCUGUUCUGAUUCUGUACUUUGUGUAUUAAAUGUCGCUUGCAGACAGUUUUUACAUGCGCAAGGUAUUGCUUGGAAUGCUCUACUUUACUGGUGUUUUUUAUUAGAUUAAGUGACAUGUAUUAUUUAAGUGAUCAGUGAUACUUUGUGCAAUUAUGAAUGUUGAAGAUUAAAGUACAUAGUUAUUAA